This is a messenger RNA of Colias croceus (clouded yellow), 2700 nucleotides long. Its product is annotated as sodium-dependent nutrient amino acid transporter 1-like. The record is from RefSeq and is a predicted model, not a curated record. Lineage: Eukaryota; Metazoa; Arthropoda; Insecta; Lepidoptera; Pieridae. The transcript is spliced from 10 exons. Gene Ontology annotation, biological process: sodium ion transmembrane transport. Gene Ontology annotation, cellular component: membrane. The coding region runs from base 303 to 2051 and encodes 582 amino acids.
UGCGCAUGCGCGCGACCGUCUCUACUUUCCGAGUUUGAUGUUACGAAUUGUUUUUAUAUGGCAGUGAACCGACUAAGUGUUGUGGGACCUUCCGGACGAUUUGACAGUGGACAGUGGAGAUCCUCUCAAAAUGGCCGGUCAGACGGAUAUUGGACUUCUUCAAGAUCAAGCUAUGCACAAUUGCCAUAUCCCUCACAUUGUUCAACACCGUGCGACUGCCACGAGAAGCCUUCAAGUAUGGAGACGUGCCGUACCUGGUGGUCUACUCGGUGUGGCUGCUGGUUGUCGGUCUGCCAAGCAUCAUGCUGCAAUUGGCAAUGGGACAGCUAAGUCAGCAAGACGCGGUCGGCGUGUGGCGAGCUGUUCCUAUAUUUAGAGGUGUCGGUCACAUCAAAGUGCUGACGUCAUACCUCUGCUGCACUUACAACAUGGUAUAUGUGGCCCUCUCUGCUGCGUACAUGAUAUGGAUCGGCAAAGGCUCGUUCCCUCUGAAGGACUGCACUAAGAUACAUUUGACUCCGGAUGGGUACGAGAACAAAAUGAAUGCGUCUGAGUGUUUCAAUUCAACGUUUCUGGCGCCGUUCACUGAACAACCUCAGUAUCUGGGUGUAAUGGCCAUUUUGAUAUUCAUUUUAUGGUUCUUUGUGCCUCUUAUGCUACUCAACCUCCACAAAUCCUUAAAAGCGGCGCUCAUGAUCCUAGCCCCCAUUCUCGUCGCUCUAGCCAUAGUUCUAUGCGUAUUUAUAUCCAAUGGGAGCAUAUUGAGUAGAGUGCUACAAAUAGACUGGUCGAUGUUAGUCCGACCGUACAUUUGGCAGAGCGGGCUGGUGCAGGCAUUGCUGUCAACGUCUGUAAUGAGCGGCUAUGUGAUCAGCGCUGGAGGGACUAUUUAUCAGCACUCUGAUGUGAGAUGGAUAUCCGUACUAAUAAUACUAACGAACUUAGUAUCUGGAUGGCUGUGCGUAUUCAUGUGGGAGUCGAUAACGGGAGACGGGAAUAAAGACAAGAGCUUCAUAGCCAUAUUAGUGCUUAUAUACCAAUCUUCAGUGAGCGAACACAGGACGAAGGAGUGGCCCCUGAUUGCGUUCGGCGUGGUUCUUGUAUCGGGAAUUAUAACAUCGUUGGUCCUCCUCUACCCCGUGUACGACAAACUCCACCGGCUUGCUGGCGAUCAGUGGAGGCUCUUCGCAGCAGCUACAUCUGCUCUCGGCACAGCACUCACCGUGGCUGUGCUGUCUCGAGGCAUCUCUAUAGCACAAAUGCUGGAUGACAUGGUCGUACCUGUAUUGGUCGUGGCCACCACUGCCUUUGAGGUGGUUGGAUUCGUUUUUGUUUAUGGUUACUUCUACCUCAAGUCUGACAUCAAAUUCAUAACGGGCAGCAAAUUAUCAAGAUUCUGGAUGGUGAUGUGGUGGCUUACACCCGUCUUGCUAGUUGGUGUAACUGGCUGGUGGCUGCGUGCUAUCAUCAGGGUAGCGUGGACCCAGGGGCAGAGUUUGUGGCACCUUGUGGGCGUCUUCAUCGCGAUACUAGUGAUUCUUAUCAUAUUCGCCGCGAUCGCUGUGGCGAAAGAAGAACAGUAUAAUUUGCUUGCGAAGUUAGCAGCCGCGUUCCACCCGUCCCGUCUCUGGGGCCCAGAAGAGCCAUUAGCAAGAUACAUGUGGAUGUCUCAGCGAUUUGCCAACGAAAAUCUCGUCGCAGAACAAGAAGCUACAGCUGACACUAACUACGCAAACCUAAACAACGACUAUCCUACAAAAAACGAUAUCAAAUACAACGAAAAUUGGUUCAAAGAAGACGUAUACAAAAAACCUCCAAAGAGCGACUAUGCAAUCGAAUAUAUAAAAAAAGACGCGUAUAAAGAGUCAAGUCCCAUAUAUUCAGUUCCCACAAUAGAUAAGAAAAAGAGAGAGAAAGAAGACACAUUUAGAUCACCAAACAUCUGUAUAGCGAAAGGAGAAUUGGGUGGUGCAAUAAAUUGCAAUUGCAAUAGGCACUUUCAGCUUAACGUACCAGAUUUAAGAAAUAACGAGAUAUCGACUAGUCUAUAGACUUUGUUCAUGUACAACGAUUGCUUUGUCUAGUCGCAUUAGGAAUAGUUUAGGAGUUACGACGGUUGACGCAUUUGUAUUAGCCAAUAAUACAAUACGAUAAAAAUGUGAUAAUACGUAAGCGAUAUUUAUUUUAAAUAGCCCAUAUUGUAAGAUUAAGAAGAUUUAUAAAUAAUGUAAUGUGCUAUAGAAUCCAUAACAUCUUUUUAAAAUAAUUGCGAAAAACUGAUUUAAGCCCGACAAGAAAUGAGUUCCAUUGAAAUAGCAAGCUAAGAUAGUAAAUAUUAAGGAGAGAGGAAAUCAUAUUUUGUUCAACAGUUCGCGUUACUCGCGUUGAUAUAAUAUUAAAUGGAACACAUUUGGCCUUCCUGUACACUACGUAGAAAACCUGAGAAAAAUAAGUGUUCAAAAUGAUAAAUGAAUAUAAUGACGGGGUCGCUUUACACUGCGGGGAUAUUGUGAAAAUACUAAACAAAAUGUAGAAAAUCAUAGACUAUGUAUUUUAAAAAUAACUUAAGAGAAAUCUACGAAAGGAGAAUCAAAAAUGUUUAUAUAUUUUUCGUGAGGGAAAAGGAUUAAAAUAAUAAUGUCUUAUUAGUUUAAGAUGAAGGAAAUAUACAAUAUAAGCCUCAAAAACAUGUUUUAUUUU